This is a messenger RNA of Solanum tuberosum (potato), 1510 nucleotides long. RefSeq names its product G-type lectin S-receptor-like serine/threonine-protein kinase At4g03230. The transcript has 6 exons. The record is from RefSeq and is a predicted model, not a curated record. Gene Ontology annotation, cellular component: plasma membrane. Lineage: Eukaryota; Viridiplantae; Streptophyta; Magnoliopsida; Solanales; Solanaceae. The annotation marks the transcript as partial. Gene Ontology annotation, biological process: protein phosphorylation. Gene Ontology annotation, molecular function: ATP binding; protein serine/threonine kinase activity.
UUUGGUUCAGAGCAUGUAGGACAAAGAGGAUGGAGUGGAGAGAAGGCAACAUCCUUGAAUCUCAAAGUCCUGAUUAUUUCUGUCAGUGUAGCUGCUGCUGGAACUAUAACCAUAACCAUUUGCUAUGUAAUCUACCAUAGAAAAAAGGUGGCAAGAAGGAAAGCCAAGAAAAUAAGUUUGGGGAAUGGGAUAGAGUACUUGUCCGAGUGUGGAGGUUCAUCUAAAUAUUUGGUAACCGAAGAUGAUAAGAAACGGAUCGAUAUCCCAUUUUUCAACUUGGAAAGCAUACUAGUCGCUACGGACAACUUCUCAGAUGCAAACAGGCUUGGUCAAGGUGGAUUUGGCCCUGUUUACAAGGGUAAGUUCCCUCAAGGACAAGAAAUGGCAAUUAAGAGGUUGUCAAGUCAUUCUAGUCAAGGUGCAGAAGAAUUUAAAAACGAAGUAAUGUUAAUUGCCAAACUCCAACACAGAAAUCUAGUCAGACUUUUGGGCUACUGCAUCGAGGAGAACGAAAAGAUCUUAUUAUAUGAAUAUAUGCCCAACAAAAGCUUAGACACCCAUAUAUUUAAUCAUAGUGUACGCCCAUUGUUGAAUUGGAAUAUCCGCUUUGAAAUCAUAUUGGGCAUUGCUCGUGGACUUCUUUAUCUACACCACGACUCCAGAUUACGUAUCAUUCAUAGAGAUCUAAAAACGAGCAAUAUUCUAUUAGACGAAGAGAUGAAUGCCAAAAUAUCAGAUUUCGGCUUGGCCAGGAAUGUUGAAGGCAAAAGUAUUGAUGCUAAGACGCAAAAAGUUGCCGGAACUUACGGCUAUCUUGCACCAGAAUAUGCAUUGGAAGGACUUUUUUCAAUCAAGUCUGAUGUUUUUGCUUUUGGAGUGGUUGUACUGGAAAUCAUUAGUGGAAACAAAAACUUGGAUGUUCUUGAAGACACAAACCUCUUGGGUCAUGCUUGGAAACUAUGGAUGGAAAACAAGGCAUUGGACAUAAUGGACCAAAGUCUAGUGGAUACAUUCAAUGAAAUUGAAGUAGUAAAGUGCAUAAACAUAGCACUUUUAUGUGUGCAAGAAGAUCCAGGUGAUAGGCCAAUUAUGUCAAAUGUGAUAAUUAUGCUUGGAAGUGAUAGCAUGCCUCUUCCAAGACCCAAUCAACCAGCUUAUGUCACAAGGAAAAAUUACACAAUAGGAGCAAGCACAUCAUCCUCCUCUUCUUAUAAUUAUAAUAAUUACUAUAAUUAUGAUUCAUUCACUGGCUCCAAAAAUGAGUUGACCAUCACUGAUAUGCAAGGCCGAUAAAUAUUAUAUAGUAGUAGUAAGUUUUGCACGAUAUGGACAUGUUAAAUACAUAUUCUAAGGUUAGUGUGAAUGACAAUAUUUAUGUAGUAGGCGGAUCUACGUAGAGGAGAGGGAAUGCAAGGGCACCCGAUCGAACACUCGAGAAGAACUUCAUGUAUAAAUAUCUCGAGUAUAUAUGUGUAUGUACUCCAUUAAAAUCUAUGUGUGUUAGCAUAUA